AUGGGUGUCAUGGCCAAAACGAACCCAACAGUGAGAACUGAACUGUGUUGGGAGAAGUUCCGUGUGAUGCCUGUUGUCUUGGUUUAUACAAACGGCAGAACAGUUCAAGACAACAUGUUCACUGAAAUUAGUAAAAUCGUUUACUGGUUUUACCGUACUAUUUUCCUACAGGUUGUUCAUCUUAUGGGAACACAGCAAGAUAUCUUGAACACAAUGGGUUAUAUGUAUGCUGCUGUUCUAUUUCUUGGUGUACAAAAUUCCGUGUCAGUGCAGCCGGUGGUUGCUAUUGAGAGAACAGUAUUCUAUAGGGAAAAGGCAGCCAGAAUGUAUUCAGCAUUGCCGUAUGCAUUUGCACAGUGGACAGUUUCCAAAUUCUUAUGGUAUUUGUUCAUGUAUUUCACCUUGUUAUACUUCACUUUCUGUGGAUUGAUGGCAGUGGCAGUAACUCCCAACCAUAACAUUGCUGCUAUAGUCUCAUCUGGCUUCUAUGCAUUGUGGAACCUUUUCUCCGGAUUCAGCUUCCUGAUGGUGCUUUUGCCUUCUCAUGGUGCUUUUGACAUGAGAACUAGAUUGAUUAAUCCGAGAAUACCGGUGUGGUGGAGGUGGUACUAUUACGCUUCCCCGGUCUCUUGGAGUCUAUAUGGACUGGUUGCUUCUCAGUUUGCAGAUAUUCAGGACAAAAUUGACACAGGAGAAACAGUGGAACAUUAA
This is a messenger RNA of Rhododendron vialii, 711 nucleotides long. RefSeq names its product pleiotropic drug resistance protein 1-like. The transcript has 6 exons. Lineage: Eukaryota; Viridiplantae; Streptophyta; Magnoliopsida; Ericales; Ericaceae. Gene Ontology annotation, cellular component: membrane. The coding region runs from base 1 to 711 and encodes 236 amino acids. Gene Ontology annotation, molecular function: ABC-type transporter activity. The record is from RefSeq and is a predicted model, not a curated record.